GGUUGAAUUUAAAAAGAUCUGCUGAGAGGAGUCUAAACCAGUAGGACUGAUGGUAAUGAGAGAUGUGUCCAUUGCGAAAUCAGAAUAUAGUCCAAGUGAGAAAAUAAUCUUGAAGAUCCAAGAUUUUCAGGAAGAUAAGGAGCUCUUUAGAUUCUGCACUCUCCCAGAGAGUCUGAAGUAUGUGGAGUGCUUCACUGGACCCAAUAUUAUGGCCAUGCACACAAUGCUGAUAAACAAACCUCCAGAUACUGGGUGGAGUUAACCCCAUGUCCCAUGGGAUCCAGGACUAUGACCAAGACCAUGCCUGAGUGCACCUUGUGAUGGAGAAGGGAGAUGCUGUUUUCUUUCACCCAUUGCUCAUCCAUGGAUCUGAUUGGAACCAAACUCAAGGAUUCCAGAAAGUAUGCAUCCACGUUGUUCCAGUUUUGAAAGAUGAAUGGGUUCGAAAGAGAAAAUCAUAGGUACAUGUAAAAGCACGAUCGAUUUUUAGGGAUAAACCUUUGGAUUUUAGCAGUGGAGAGAAGAGUUGCGAGGAUGGUUGGUUGGUGAUGGACUGAAGCUAUGAAGUUAAGAGCCUUGCUCUGGUCCGCCAGCGAGGGUCCUGUGGAUUAGAAACAGCGCGCAGGAGAAGAAGGAGCCCAGGUGCCAGGAACUUGCAAUCCUGGCAAUCCCAGCUGACCCGGGGGCCCUGGGAGUCUCUCCCCCGGGCCCGGGAGGCGGAGCCCCGGGAGUCGCGUGGGACCGCUGCGCCUUCCCUCUCUCGCCAGGAGGCGGGCGGCCCGGAAAUGAAGUGGAGCCCGACCCUGUGGUGAGUGUCCUUGCAGCAGCCAUGGAGCAGCAGCGCGCCUCAGCUCGCCUGCGGAUUGUUCUGGGGCACCUCGGCCGUCCAUCGGCCGUGGCCGUGGUAUCCUUUGGGCUGGACUGGGCUCCCUCCAGGUAUACUUUGGAUAAUAAUGUGCUAAGCCUGGAACAGAGAAAAUUUUAUGAAGAAAAUGGAUUUCUUGUUAUUAAAAAUCUAGUAUCUGAUGCUGAUAUUCAACGCUUUAGGGUUGAAUUUGAAAAGAUCUGCAGACAGGAGUCGAAACCAGUAGGACUGAUGAUAAUGAGAGAUGUGUCCAUUGCGAAAUCAGAAUAUAGUCCAAGUGAGAAAAUAAUCUCGAAGAUCCAAGAUUUUCAGGAAGAUAAGGAGCUCUUUAGAUUCUGCACUCUCCCAGAGAUUCUGAAGUAUGUGGAGUGCUUCACUGGACCCAAUAUCAUGGCGAUGCAUACAAUGCUGAUAAACAAACCUCCAGAUACUGGCAAGAAGACUUCCCGGCACCCUUUGCACCAGGAUCUGCACUAUUUCCCCUUCAGGCCCAGCAAUCGCAUUGUGUGUGCUUGGACCGCCAUGGAGCACAUUGACCAGAACAACGGCUGUCUGGCUGUCCUCCCAGGCACCCACAAACUUCCCCUGAUGCCGCAUGACUACCCCCAGUGGGAGGGUGGAGUUAACAGCAUGUACCAUGGGAUCCAGGACUAUGACAAAGACCAUGCCCGAGUGCACCUUGUGAUGGAGAAGGGAGACACCGUUUUCUUUCACCCUUUGCUCAUCCAUGGAUCUGGUCGGAACCAAACUCAAGGAUUCCGGAAAGCAAUUUCCUGCCAUUUCGCCAGCGCUGAUUGCCACUACAUUGACGUGAAGGGCACCGUUCAAGAAAAUAUCGAGAAAGAAGUUUUGGGAAUAGCAGACAGAUUGUAUGGAACUGAAAGUGGCUUAAACUUUAAGGAUAUUUGGAUGUUUCGAGGCCGACUUGUGAAAGGAGAAAGAAUCACCCUUUGAAACAGUCCUUGAUUAUAACUCUUUCAAAAGGAGAUCAAAGAAACAAGGAGUCUAAGGAAUAUGUUUUCAUAUGGGAUGAUGUAAUGUUUUCUAUCACUUGGUAUCAAAAUCAAGACACAUGCAUUGGGAACUUCAUUUUGCAGAGUUAAUUUUGCAGUGCAGUGAUGUUACUUUAGUGGAAGUAAGAACAGUAAAAUGAAAUAUAACUGUUUUCAGAAAGACUGGUUUGGGGUUACAAUCAAUAAAUGUGGCAUAUGAUUUACGUAUGUUCAA
Molecule: messenger RNA, 2092 nt
Organism: Marmota monax (woodchuck)
Lineage: Eukaryota; Metazoa; Chordata; Mammalia; Rodentia; Sciuridae
Product: phytanoyl-CoA dioxygenase, peroxisomal
Exons: 11
Coding region: 830-1819 (329 amino acids)
Biological process (GO): fatty acid alpha-oxidation
Molecular function (GO): phytanoyl-CoA dioxygenase activity
Source: RefSeq, a predicted model, not a curated record